This is a messenger RNA of Salvia hispanica, 613 nucleotides long. RefSeq lists its product as uncharacterized. NCBI's taxonomy places the organism in Eukaryota, Viridiplantae, Streptophyta, Magnoliopsida, Lamiales, Lamiaceae. The record is from RefSeq and is a predicted model, not a curated record.
AAUGUGAAAUACUCCAUUUUGUAAUUUGUGUAAAUCACAUAAUCGCAAUAUAACGUUCGAGUAAAGGGUUUAUACAGCUAAAACCUCCAAUGGCGUCGGCGAGCAGAUUCGCCGCCGUAAUCGGUAGGAGGUCUCUGCGCAUUCGCCCCAAUUCAUGCCCUAAAUUCUUCGACUCAAAUCACAAAUCCGUCCCCGCGUUCUCUUCUUCGACCAGCCAAUCCACUCGUGCUGUUACAAGGUUUGCUCCUGUGUUGGGAAGCUUGGGGACAAUGCUGCCGCUCCAUAGUACGAUUGCAGCUGCUCGAUUGAAGUCUUAUAUCGCCGUUGAUACGACCUGCUGGAGUUGGCUUUCUCAAGAGUUUGGGAUUCCUCGGUGAACAAUGAUCCAGACAACAUUGCAUCAAUCAAUCUCAGCCUGGUGGCAUUUGCUUAUUCAUGUUCAGUUACUCUAUGAUCUCCGUUUCCUGGAAUGAGUCACUGUGGACUCUAAAACGAAGGAUUGCUAAUUUACCCUUAAAAGAUGGAUAUACUGUUCGGAUGUAUUUGUCCCUUGUUGAUGGUCUCGAUUUUUUUCCAAUUCUAUUUUUCACAAUAAGUUAUUACUUCAUCUUCA